ACGCGCGAUAACGUCAGCGCCAGGCGCUGCGCGGCACGUUGGCCCGGCCUUCCGCGGGCUUUCGGGGGUCCAGGAUGGCUCUGGGCAGCGACUUCUACCUGCGCUACUACGUAGGGCACAAGGGCAAGUUCGGACACGAGUUUCUGGAGUUCGAGUUUCGGCCGGACGGAAAGCUUAGAUAUGCCAACAACAGCAACUACAAAAAUGAUGUCAUGAUCAGAAAAGAGGCUUACGUACACAAGAGUGUCAUGGAGGAACUGAAGAGAAUUAUUGAUGACAGUGAAAUUACAAAAGAAGAUGAUGCUUUGUGGCCUCCCCCUGACAGGGUUGGCCGGCAGGAGCUUGAAAUUGUAAUUGGAGAUGAACACAUUUCUUUUACCACAUCAAAAAUAGGUUCUCUUAUUGACGUAAAUCAGUCAAAGGAUCCUGAAGGCCUUCGUGUAUUUUACUAUUUGGUACAAGACCUGAAAUGUUUAGUUUUUAGUCUUAUUGGAUUACAUUUCAAGAUUAAACCAAUCUAAAUUGUAUGAUUUUGAAGCUGUUUUUAUAUUUAAUUAAGAUGGGUAAGGGAGGGUUUGUCUUUUACAAUAUUGGGAUUUUUAUGAACAUGAAGCAAACAAUUUGUUUUUGUAUUUGAAUGCCAACUGAAAAUAAAAUAUACAUAAGCAGGCUUAAUGGUUAUCCUCACUUGGGUCCAAGUGGCUUUGAACAGUCCCCACACACAUUAAAUUCUGUAAAUAAAAGCCGCCUUUUGUUGAAAUUUUACUCCAGUAAAACAUAUCAAAACCUG
Molecule: messenger RNA, 790 nt
Organism: Manis pentadactyla (Chinese pangolin)
Lineage: Eukaryota; Metazoa; Chordata; Mammalia; Pholidota; Manidae
Product: protein mago nashi homolog 2
Exons: 5
Coding region: 75-521 (148 amino acids)
Biological process (GO): RNA splicing
Cellular component (GO): catalytic step 2 spliceosome; nucleus; exon-exon junction complex
Source: RefSeq, a predicted model, not a curated record